Notodromas monacha is the source of this 1336-nucleotide messenger RNA. The record is from the annotation of a GenBank genome assembly. NCBI's taxonomy places the organism in Eukaryota, Metazoa, Arthropoda, Ostracoda, Podocopida, Cyprididae.
CUGAAUAAUAACUCGAUCGCCGAACAAUUAUUUUCCGUUUGUGCUCCUGUUGGCGAUGGUUCGUUGCACAACUUUUCAGCUGAACAAUUGAACGGAUCCGGUGCGAUUGACUUUUCCGCCUAUGCAGGGAAGGUUGUGCUAAUUGUCAACGUCGCCACUUUCUGAGGCUUGACGUAUCAAUACCACGCCCUAAACGCUCUGCAAGAAAAAUAUGCCGGCUAUCUGCAAAUCCUCGGAUUUCCUUGCAAUCAAUUCGGUUAUAUCCCAACAAGAGCCCGGUGCAAAUGCCACAGAGAUUUUCAACGGCAUCGCCUACGUCCGACCCGGAAAUGGUUUUGUGCCAAAUUUUCCGUUGUUCAACAAGAUUAGAGUGAACGGAGAAAAAGAAGAGCCUCUUUACACGUUUUUGAAGUGUCUGUCUGCUGACACAGCCUUCAGGGCGAAACACAGGCUGGAUUGGGACUUGUUUUCCAUCUCGGACAUUCGUUGGAACUUCGAAAAAUUUCUGCUGGGACCCGAUGGAAAACCAUACAAGCGAUUUUCCGCUGUUGUGACACCCGAGGACAUUACUGAGCACAUUGACGAGCUUUUGAUCAGUGCCGGGGUGCUGUUGGCACUCUGUGGCAUUGUGUCGUCGCAAAGUCUGGUUUGCUCGCCAGAUGGCGCAGGUUCCUUGUAUGACUUUUCAGCCCCUCUGUUGGAUGGGUCUGGAACUGUUCAAUUCUCUGACUAUGAUGGAAAGAUCGCCCUUGUGCAAGAGCCUGGGGCGAAUGCCACGGAAAUCUACAAUGCUCUUGAGUUCGUGAGGCCUGGGAAUGGAUUCGUCCCGAAUUUCCAGCUCUUCAAGAAAAUAGAAGUGAAUGGUGCAAAUGAAAUACCUUUGUACACGUUCCUGAAGUCAAAAUGUCCAUCGCCGGAGGAGAACUUCAGGGAAAAGCUCAGAAUUGUGCACGAUCCAUUCAACAGCAGGGAUAUUCGUUGGAAUUUUGAGAAAUUCCUCAUUGGUCGCGAUGGUCAACCGUUCAUGAGGUUUUCUCCACCAACCGUUCCUGAAGAUAUCGCACCUUUCAUUGAUGAGCUCUUAUUGGCGGAAAGGCAGCCAGAAGAAAUGCAUUCUUCUCCUUUGAAACACUUGCAAGGAUUAACGUCUUAUCGGAAUGGCCGAACGUUCUGCGCCGGAAGUUCCGAGUUGUUUCUGGUUCGUGACCAUUUCGCGGAUGAAGCUCAUCAUUUCCAGUGGGUUCGUUUUGGGCUCAAAUCGCAUGUAGGGUUGCCCAGAUUGGUCAAUCAGGAACUUCUCAAAAUUCCACCGGAUGUCGUUGUUGUGGAGUGGAGC